Esox lucius (northern pike) is the source of this 3066-nucleotide messenger RNA. RefSeq names its product vav 3 guanine nucleotide exchange factor b (gene vav3b). Gene Ontology annotation, cellular component: cytoplasm; plasma membrane. Gene Ontology annotation, biological process: regulation of GTPase activity; intracellular signal transduction; cell migration. The coding region runs from base 184 to 2763 and encodes 859 amino acids. Gene Ontology annotation, molecular function: protein binding; guanyl-nucleotide exchange factor activity. The record is from RefSeq and is a predicted model, not a curated record. The transcript is spliced from 28 exons. NCBI's taxonomy places the organism in Eukaryota, Metazoa, Chordata, Actinopteri, Esociformes, Esocidae.
GCUCGCGAUGCUGCUGAAGUGGAGAGAGCCUAGCAGCAGUUUCUCCUCUUCACUACGCGAGUAGCGAGAGCGACAGUUUCCUAACCGUCUUGUUCUUCGUUUACAAUGUCGCUUCUAAACUUUUUCUAGAACAGAUUCGAGCAGUUCAUUCAGGUAAUUUUCCCGUUCGAUUCUGACGAGGACAUGGAGUAUUGGCGACAAUGCGCGCUGUGGCUGAUCAGUUGCAAAGUGCUUCCUCCGAACCACCGUGUAACGGGGGACGCCGCUCAGGUAUUUGACCUGGCGCAGACUCUGCGAGACGGAGUGUUGCUGUGCCAGCUGCUGAACAACCUGAGACCCCAAACCAUCAACCUGAAGGAGAUCAACCUCCGGCCACAGAUGUCCCAGUUUCUGUGCCUGAAGAACAUCCGGACCUUCCUGACCUCCUGCUGUGACACGUUUGGGAUGAAGAAGACAGACCUGUUCGAGGCCUUUGACUUGUUUGAUGUCCGGGACUUUGGAAAGGUAAUGGACACUCUGUCCAAGUUAUCCUACUCCAUGAUUGCACAACAGUCUGGAAUCAAGCCAUUUCCAACAGAGGAGAGCUUGAAAGAUGAGGACAUUUACAAUCAUUUGGAGGACCUAAUGGAUGAGAACGGCUCAGAGGAUGAUGAGGAUCUGUAUUCUUCAGUGUAUGGGAUUGACAUCAGCGAUGAUGGAGGAGAGAUCUAUGAAGAUCUGAUGAGGACAGAACCACACCCUACUCUGAAGCAAGCUGAGCAGAGUGUGAGAAGCUGUUGUCUGUCUGAAAUCAAACAGACAGAGGAAAGAUACACUGAGACCCUGGAAUCAAUAGAGAAGUACUUCCUUAUUCCACUGAAGAAAUUCUUGUCUGCGGCAGAGAUCGAUGACGUUUUCACAAACAUCCCUGAGCUGGUGAAGGUCCAUAAGUGUCUGAUGGUGGAGGUGCAUGAAUCAAUCGUCAACAAGAACGCCUUAAACCUCUACCAGAUCUUCAUUUCCUACAAGGAAAGGUUACUCAUUUAUGGAGUCUACUGCAGCCACGUUGAGAGGUCCAUAGCAGUGUUGGAUUCUAUCAGCAAGGAGAAAGAGGAUGUUGGACUGAAGCUCAAGGAAUGUUCUAAGAGAGCCAACAAUGGGAAGUUCACACUGAGGGAUCUACUGGUGGUUCCCAUGCAAAGAGUCCUUAAGUACCAUCUGCUUCUUCAGGAGCUGGUGAAGCACACUCCCGAUGCAGCCGACAAAGACAAUCUGAAGAUGGCCCUCGAUGCCAUGAAGGACUUAGCUCAGUAUGUCAACGAAGUGAAGAGAGACAAGGAGACUCUGAGGGAGAUUGACCAGUAUCAGCGCUCCAUUGAGAACCUGAACCAGUCUCUGGCUAGCUAUGGCCGGCCCAAAGGGGACGGGGAGGUCCGCAUCAUCUCUAACGUUGACAAAAGGAAACAAGACAGACAUAUCUUCCUGUUCGACGUGGCCGUCAUCAUCUGCAAGCGAAGAGGAGACGUCUAUGAGAUGAAGGAUGUGAUCGACCUCAACUACUUCAAGAUCACAAAUAACCCUACGCAGGACCGAGAGAGCAAGAAGUGGUGCUACGGGUUCUACCUCACACACCAGCAGGGCCAGAGUGGCUUCGAGUUCAUCUUCAAGACCAAGGAGUUGAAAAAGAAAUGGCUGGAUCAGUUCGACAUGGCCUUGUCCAACAUCAGGCCAGGGAAUGCCAAUAAUAACUCCCACCAGUUCAGGAUGCACACCUUUGACAGAAUCACUACCUGUAGCGCCUGCCACCUACUGCUCAGGGGUAUCUUCAACCAGGGCUAUAUGUGUGUUAAGUGUGGUCUAGGGGCCCAUAAAGAGUGUCUGGGUCGACUGGGCAUCUGUGGAAAAACUGAUUCUGCCACACCGAGGCCCCAGAGGUCUCCGAUGGUACGGACACAGCCAGAUCCAGGUCUUCCCAAGAUGGUGGUGAUCAAAGACUAUUGUGGCAUUCCCCCCCCGCAGACUGGCUCUUCGCUGACCAUCCAUGCUGGGGACAUCAUUGAGCUCAUCUGUGCUGACCUGCACAGCUCCUGGUGGCAGGGCAAGAUCCUGAAGACGAGAGAGAUUGGCUACUUUCCCAGCGAUGCAGUCAGGCCCUGCCCGUGUGUGCCAAAACCAGUUGAUUACUCGACCCAGCUCUGGUUUGCAGGGCCAAUGGAGAGACACCAGGCAGAGGUUGAGUUGAUGGACAGAGAAAACAGCACCUACCUCAUCAGACACAGAACCAGAGAGUGUACUGAAUACGCCAUCAGCAUCAAGUUCAAGGAUGAAGUGAAACAUAUUAAGAUUCUGACCAAGAGUGGAAGUUUUUACAUUGCGGAGACGAGGCUGUUCAAGACUGUCUUGGAACUGGUGGAGUACUAUAAGCAGCACUCUCUGAGGGAGGGCUUCAGGACUCUGGACACCACACUUGAGGUCCCCUUCAGGGAGUCGGGCAAUGGAAACUGUGUCCCUCUGCCGGUCAGACUCACCUGUAGUGAUUCACCUCCAGGCGGCUGGGGCUUUGUUCCUCCUUCUUCCUCUCCUUUCUGGUCAGUCUUCUCUCCCAGGGUGCUGGGCAUAGCGGUGGCACGCUAUGACUUCUGCUCACGAGAUACCAGAGAGAUAUGUCUACAGGAAGGAGAUGUGGUUCAGAUCUACACCAAGAUGUCUAAUGGCUGGUGGAGGGGAGGAGUAAAUGGCAGGGUGGGCUGGUUCCCCUCUACAUAUGUGGAAGAAGAGGACUGAGCUGCAGUUUGCAUAUCCACUUAAUGGACUGAAUAGUUCUUGAAGAUGAAGACCAACACGGCCCCCUACCAGGGAGAAUCGACAUUCCCUCUCCACACUCAGCUGUCUUCAAUGCUGAUUUUUAAAACCUAUUGUUAAAAUAAUUUACCAGGCAGCUGAACAAGCCUCCUUGGACACUAAAAGCUGGUUAACCAACCACACUGUGACUGUUAUCCAACAUACCUGUGACUGCUAACCAACAUCCUUGUGACUGUUAUCCAACAUACCUGUUAAAGCUAACCAAUAUAAUUAUGACGGAUGACA